Dictyostelium discoideum AX4 is the source of this 531-nucleotide messenger RNA. RefSeq lists its product as hypothetical. The coding region runs from base 1 to 531 and encodes 176 amino acids. The record is from RefSeq and is a predicted model, not a curated record. The transcript has 3 exons. NCBI's taxonomy places the organism in Eukaryota, Evosea, Eumycetozoa, Dictyosteliales, Dictyosteliaceae.
AUGAGUGUCGGCUAUCGAGCUCUUGUCAAUAUCUCAGUGGCCACUAGUUUAAAAAAUACAUCAAUCAAUACUAAUAAGGAUGGUAUAACCUCAUCGAGAGUAAGUGGUUUGGUUUGUGCUGCCAUUGAUUCUGUUAUUCGUUCUGGGUACACUCGUCCUUUUUGCACCACUCAACCACCUUCUGGUCAUUAUGGUAUAAUUACAAGUGAUGCAUCACCCUUCUCAAGGCUAUUGUUUAAUCAAUUCAAAAGCACCGUUUUAAGUAUUUGUUUGAAACGUUUAAAACUCAUUGCAAAUAUGUUGUGUAAAUUCUCAUCCAAAAGCACACAAACAAACAACAACAGCAUCAACAAAUUCAACAAAGAGAGUAAUAGUUUAGGUAGUGAAUAUAGUAUUGGUAGAAAUAGUAAUAACAAUAACAAUAACAAUAACAAUAACAAUAACAAUAACAAUAACAAUAACAAUAACAAUAACAAUAACAAUAACAAUAACAAUAGUAAUAGUAAUAGUAAUAGUAAUAGUAAUAGUUGA